Molecule: messenger RNA, 1302 nt
Organism: Arabis nemorensis
Lineage: Eukaryota; Viridiplantae; Streptophyta; Magnoliopsida; Brassicales; Brassicaceae
Source: the annotation of a GenBank genome assembly
AUGGUUGCUUUGAGAUUAGGGUUGUGUAUUUGCCGUAUUGAUUUGUUCAAAGAUAAAUGCUUGUUCGAGCUAGAACUUAUGAUUCAUCAUUACCCAAUGCAGCCUCCAACUCUGCAUUAUGGCGAGGCUCUUAGCUCAUUCUACUGCUGUGGCUCAUUUUACCGCUGGUCCUUUACUUUGCCCCUUAAGGACGUCGGUGAAGCACCUAGCUUCUCAGGGCUAAGGGCUUCUAAUGCAUUGGAUCUUAAGGCAAGGCCUGAUCAUGAUUUCCUUUCUAAGACAAAACUUUCAAUCUCGUCCAGGAGAGCAAAAGCUAGCCGAUGUGUGCCAAAAGCCAUGUUUGAGCGGUUUACCGAGAAAGCAAUUAAGGUCAUAAUGCUGUCUCAAGAGGAAGCUCGGAGACUUGGCCAUAACUUUGUUGGGACUGAGCAAAUACUGUUGGGUCUAAUCGGGGAAGGUACUGGGAUCGCUGCAAAGGUUCUUAAAUCCAUGGGGAUCAAUCUUAAAGAUUCUCGUGUGGAGGUGGAAAAGAUCAUUGGAAGAGGCAGUGGAUUUGUGGCAGUGGAGAUCCCAUUUACUCCUCGUGCAAAGCGAGUCUUGGAGUUGUCACUAGAGGAAGCUCGACAAAUCGGCCAUAACUACAUUGGGUCAGAGCAUCUUCUGCUUGGUCUUCUUCGUGAAGGGGAAGGUGUUGCAGCUCGUGUCCUGGAGAAUUUGGGUGCAGAUCCUACAAACAUCCGGACUCAGGUUAUACGUAUGGUUGGGGAAAACAAUGAAGUGACAGCAAACGUUGAUGGAGGAUCCAGCGGAAACAGCAAAAUGCCAACACUAGAAGAGUAUGGGACUAACCUAACUAAACUAGCAGAGGAGGGUAAACUGGACCCGGUUGUUGGAAGGCAACCACAGAUCGAACGAGUGGUCCAGAUCUUGGCUCGAAGAACCAAGAACAACCCUUGUCUUAUUGGAGAACCUGGAGUUGGUAAGACAGCAAUAGCUGAAGGACUCGCACAGAGAAUUGCCAGUGGUGAUGUUCCCGAAACAAUUGAGGGAAAGACGGGUCUUCUAGUGGCUGGAACGAAAUAUCUUGGAGAAUUCGAGGAAAGAUUGAAGAAGCUUAUGGAGGAAAUCAGGCAAAGUGAUGACAUAAUUCUGUUUAUUGAUGAAGUGCACACGCUUAUCGGUGCAGGUGCCGCCGAAGGAGCGAUCGAUGCUGCUAACAUCUUAAAGCCAGCCCUUGCAAGAGGUGAAUUGCAGUGUAUUGGUGCAACAACAAUUGAUGAGUACAGGAAGCACAUUAAGUAA